CUCGGCAGAUUAUGGCUGCGCGCGUGGGCCUUCCGCAGCAGGCGCUCCUCGCCUCCGUUCUUGCUCGAAGCCCAUCUCGUUCUCCUGCUCGCCUCCCUUAUCCUCCUCUCCUUCCCCUCCUGCUCCCCACCUACCGCCGAUCCAUCUCCGCCUCCGCCGACGCAGGGCUCCAAAACCUCCGCCGUCGCCGCCCCUUUGCUACCCGGGCCAUGUCGCAGCGAUCGGAGGCCGCUGGCAGCCCGUACGCUGCCGAGCUCGCCGCCGCCAAGAAGGCCGUCUCCCUCGCCGCCCGCCUCUGCCAGACGGUGCAACAGGAAAUUGAGCAAUCAGAUGUUCAGUCGAAAGCGGAUAAAAGUCCCGUGACAGUAGCUGACUAUGGGUCUCAAAUAUUGGUAAGUCUCGUGCUGAAUAUGGAAGUAACUUCUGGUUCAUUUUCUAUGGUGGCCGAGGAGGACUCUGAAGAUUUGAGAAAAGAUGGUGCUGGAGAAAUUUUGGAACGCAUUACCGAUCUUGUAAAUGAAACUCUCGCAGAGGAUGCUUCUUUCAACAUUUUGUUAUCUCAGGAAGGUAUCCUUUCUGCAAUUGAUAGCGGGAAGUCUGAGGGAGGUCCAUCUGGGCGUCAUUGGGUUCUAGAUCCUAUCGAUGGAACUAAAGGUUUCUUAAGAGGCGGCCAAUAUGCAAUUGCACUGGCAUUGCUUGAUGAGGGCAAAGUUGUUUUGGGUGUGUUGGGAUGUCCAAACCUUCCUUUGUCAUCAAUAAGUAACUUGAACAGUAGCUCAUCAGGAGAUCAAAUUGGUGCUCUCUUCUCAGCCACAAUUGGUUGUGGUGCAGAAGUACAGUCCUUAGAUGGUUCUCCACCACAAAAGAUUAGUGUUUGCUCCACCGAUAAUCCAGUCAAUGCCUCAUUCUUUGAAUCCUACGAAGGAGCACACACCAUGCAUGAUUUAACUGGCUCCAUCGCGGAGAAACUAGGUGUCCAAGCUCCCCCAGUUAGAAUCGACAGCCAAGCAAAAUAUGGUGCUCUUGCCCGUGGUGAUGGAGCCAUUUACUUGCGCUUUCCAUACAAGGGUUACAGGGAGAAGAUAUGGGACCACGCCGCUGGUGCAAUCGUUGUCACAGAAGCUGGAGGUUUAGUAACAGAUGCUUCAGGAAACGAUCUGGAUUUCUCGAAAGGGAGAUUCCUUGAUCUUGACACAGGCAUCAUCGCAACGAACAAGCAGCUGAUGCCGUCACUCCUAAAGGCUGUCCAAGAGGCUAUCAAGGAGAAAGACCAGGUGCCUUCCCCAUUGUAGAAGUUGGAUUGGUCCCAAAUGGUAAUUGUAGUGCUACUCCCCGACUCACCCAGUUGGGUAUGUGUACACAACCUUUGUUAGGGCAAACACAAUCCAUUGUUACAUCUACAGGGAAUAAAUAGAGGAUUUUGCUCCA
Lolium rigidum is the source of this 1428-nucleotide messenger RNA. Its product is annotated as 3'(2'),5'-bisphosphate nucleotidase-like. Gene Ontology annotation, molecular function: 3'(2'),5'-bisphosphate nucleotidase activity. The record is from RefSeq and is a predicted model, not a curated record. NCBI's taxonomy places the organism in Eukaryota, Viridiplantae, Streptophyta, Magnoliopsida, Poales, Poaceae. Gene Ontology annotation, biological process: sulfate assimilation; phosphatidylinositol phosphate biosynthetic process. The coding region runs from base 12 to 1292 and encodes 426 amino acids. The transcript is spliced from 8 exons.